AUGCUUCAAAAAGUUCCUUUUGUAAAAAUGCAUGGUCUCGGUAAUGAUUUUGUUAUUGUUAAUGGAUGUCAUAUGCCUAAAAGCUCGGAUAUUCACAGCUUUGCAAAGGAGAUUUCUGAUAGAGAACUUGGUGUAGGUUGUGACCAGUUUAUUAUUUAUAGACAAGACAGUGAUAAAAUAAAUAUGACGAUUUACAAUCAAGAUGGGUCUGGUGCAAAAGCUUGUGGAAAUGCAUCAAGGUGUUUAACUAGAUUAUUAUUUGAUCAUACAGGAGCUAAAAAUAUAAAGCUUGAUGUUGAUGGGAGGGUUGUUUCUGGCAAGUAUAUUGAUAAAAAUACAAUAAAAGUGGAUAUGGGUCCGCCAUCAUUUGAAAGUAGCUGGAUGCCUGAUAGCACUGACUUGUGCUCACUUGCAGAGCGUUAUAUGAUCGAGCCUAAAGAGAUGAUAUGUGUUGAUGUUGCUAAUCCACAUUUAGUAAUUUUUUCUAAACUUUCGAAAAAAGAUAUGGGGAUGAUUGGUAAUGAUUUCCAAAAAUGUGAGCUGUUUCCAGAUGGCGUAAACGUUAAUUUUGCUAGGAUUGAAGACAACAAGAUCAAUUUAACGGUUUGGGAAAGAGGUACUGGCUUUACUUAUGCUUGCGGAAGCGGUGCUAUUGCAACUUUUGCCGCUGCAAAUAAGCUAAGUUUUUUCGGUGAUGAGGCUGAGAUAGUCUUUAAACUCGGUUCUUUAAAAAUGCAAAAGCAAAAUGAUAGUGUUUUAAUGAGUGGGCCAGCUAGCUACGUAUUUACUGGAGAGCUACUUAAGCGCGCUGCUAAAUUAUCCAAUGAAAAAGCUGAUGGAUCACUGAAAGCAUUGCCAGUUGUUGAUGCGCGAGCUGCUGAUUCAGGCUUUUUUUUUGAAAGAGAGUUAUUUCAUAAGGAUCUAGUGCCAACUGUAAAUCUUGGUAUAUCGGUCAGACGUGUUGGUUCAGCUGCGCAGAUUAAAGUAAUUGAAAAAGUUGGCUCAAUGAAACUGAAACAUGCUCUAUUUAGAGAGAUGGGAGCGUUUGCUUAA
Messenger RNA from Trichoplax adhaerens, 1053 nucleotides. RefSeq lists its product as uncharacterized. NCBI's taxonomy places the organism in Eukaryota, Metazoa, Placozoa, Uniplacotomia, Trichoplacea, Trichoplacidae. The record is from RefSeq and is a predicted model, not a curated record. The transcript has 3 exons. Gene Ontology annotation, cellular component: cytosol; cytoplasm. The coding region runs from base 1 to 1053 and encodes 350 amino acids. Gene Ontology annotation, molecular function: diaminopimelate epimerase activity.